GACUUCUGCUCCUGGUUUGUUCGCGACGACGUCAGAUAUCCUUUACAACGUGUGUAGUUGGUGACCAGUAACACUGGGAACGCGGCUGAUGCUAGUCACGUCACACACCGCCAACAUGUUGAACCGAAUCAAAUAACAGGAAACUCACGGAAGUGGCAUUACCGCGCUUGGCCGGGGAAUACUGGAAAUGGUGUCUGGUCCUGAGUCCGUCCAUGCUGGUGCUUUCAUGAUGUUAGAGCGGAGCAGGGUGAUGGUGGUAGCCGAUAUUUUCUUCAAUUGGAGACACUCGUCUAACGAGGCCGGCGUCCACUGUCUCUGCUCCAGAGCCUUCGUACAGGAUCGAGACCUGUAUCGCUCCGAUAACAGACUGUGCUUUGACCCGACUGACGCUGUUGCUCAAGACGACGACCAGGAUGCGGAUAAGGCUGAGGAGGAGGCGUUAGACGAGGAGAUGCAGCUGAUGGCCAGCAUGGGUCUGCCUCUGGCCUUUGCCAGCUCCUCUGCACGCGUUCACAGAAAGCCCAACACAUGCUGGGCAGAAGCAGCUGAAGAGGAGGAAGAUGAGCAGCAUUUACAGACUGUCAUUGAAGCAGAUGAGAAGGAACCACGUGACUCCCUGGAAGAGGUCACAGGAGGGUUUCAAGAUGCUGGCUGGGAGACUUACUGGGCUCAACAGGGUGAAGGUCUGUUAUGGAGCAGCUGGCUGGAGAAACACCCAGAGCCUGAGCCAGAUGUUCCAAAAGCAGCGACUGCUCCUUGGGAUGACCCGCACAUGAAGGCAGACUGGGACAAGCACGCUGCAGACACAUACUACUCCUACUGGCAGCAGUAUUCAUACUGGGCUUCACAGGGCUGGACCACCGACCAGUGCGCCUCUCCGUCUGGUGGAGAAGGAGCAGCAGAGGACAGAGACACAGCGACACACACACAGAAUGUGGAGGAUGGACAGAGUGGAGCUGAGGAUCUACUCAGAGCAGGAGACCUGGACGCUGGUCAUCUUGAUGCCGGUGUCUUGUGUAACGAGUUUGAGCUGAGCUGCACCUUAGAAGCACACGAGGACUCACAGAAGCAAACGCAGGCUCAGGGAGAGCUGUGUGGAUCUGAUGACCCUUCUGAUGGAGGAAACAUGCGCAAGAGACCCGCCUCCACCUCACAGCAGAACACAGCGCAGCAAGCAGAUUCUCACCAGGCUGCUGGCAGCCCAGUCAGGCAGUACACUUCUCAGAAUAAACUGUCAAAUAGAAAAGGUGAUGAUGAUGAUGAAGAUGACAAGCCCCCAGCGGGAGGACACGCUAAAGUCAAACGAAGUCAUGAGCUGGAUGUGGAGGAGAGCCCACAUUUGAAUCCUGAGGAAGCCUGGACUAAACUGGGACUAAAACACAACCCAGAUACUCAGUUUGACGCUGUGUUGAGCUUUAAAAACAGCGCCGCUCAGAAGCAUCAGAGGCAGUGCUGGAUGAAGAAAGCAGGCAUCAACAAACACAUCAGGUUCUCAGAGACAGGAGCCCCACAGGCUUCGAUCAGCAGCACGCUCCCAAAGGUCCAAAACUUUCUUAAAAAAAUCCAGAGGGAGGCACAGAUCACUCAACCAGAUGAGGGUGAGGGAGGAAGAGGAAGUGAACUGGAAACCGAGGACAGUACUCUAUUCUUGAGAAAAGAGGAGAAGAUGGAGAUGAAAUGUGCUGACGAAGGAAAGAAAGAUGUCGUGGAAGACGCUCGGUCUAGUUCCCUGUCCAGCUCACAUGCAGAGAGGAGCGACACCUCCCCCAGCGGUGCUGCUGAGACGGUGGACAGUGAGGAGAAAUGGGAGGAGGACCCUGGCAGACUGUUUGACGCCCCUGAGGGCAGUAGUGACCUGGGAGUAAAAGAUAGCAAGAAGCCAAAGAAGAAGAAGAAGCAACGUGCGAGGAAGCAGCAGCUCCCAGUGGAGAUGGCAGCGGAACCAGAGCUGGCCAAAUACUGGGCCCAGCGCUACAGGCUCUUCUCUCGCUUCGAUGAAGGAAUCAGGCUGGACAGAGAGGGCUGGUUCUCGGUGACACCAGAGAGGAUCGCUGAACACAUCGCCCACAGGGUGGAGCGCAGCUUCGCAGACUCUCAGCUAGUCAUAGAUGCCUUCUGUGGUGUGGGUGGAAACGCCAUCCAGUUCGCCCUUACUGGAAAACGAGUCCUGGCUGUUGAUAUUGACCCUGUGCGCUUGGACUUGGCGCGGCACAACGCCGCGGUUUACGGCGUAGCUGAGCGAAUCGACUUCCUGCAGGGAGACUUCCUCCAGCUGGCUUCUCGUCUGCGUGGCGACGUGGUCUUCCUGUCGCCGCCGUGGGGAGGACCCGAUUACCUGACGGCCGAGGUGUUUGACAUCAAAACCAUGAUGGACCCUGAUGGAUAUGAGAUUUUUCGUCUGGCUAAACUGAUAUCGGACAACAUCGUGUACUUCCUGCCUCGCAAUGCUGACAUGGAUCAGAUAGCCUCUCUGGCUGGUCCAGGAGGGAAGGUGGAGGUGGAACAGAAUUUCCUCAACAACAAGCUGAAGACCAUGACUGCUUACUUUGGCAGCCUCAUAAAGUCAGACAGUUAGCAGCGCUGCCAACAUUCUGGACUUACUGUAUACGUCAUCCUACAUUUCUAACCCAAGAAAAUUUGUUUGUGCACAGCAACUUUUACUUAAGUCUACAUUUGUCAAUGCUUCAAAUUUAGUAACCAGAUCUGGAGUUUUACAGCAAAGUUUUAAAACAAGAUUGUAUAUUUUAUCAUUUUCUUUUAGCACACAAACUUAAUAAAUGUUUCUGUUUUUAUGUCUCCUGUACUGAAAGUUAAUUUAAAGGCAUUUCAUCAUA
This is a messenger RNA of Betta splendens (Siamese fighting fish), 2834 nucleotides long. It is a transcript of the gene tgs1, whose product is annotated as trimethylguanosine synthase 1. Gene Ontology annotation, cellular component: nucleus. The transcript is spliced from 15 exons. The record is from RefSeq and is a predicted model, not a curated record. Gene Ontology annotation, biological process: 7-methylguanosine cap hypermethylation; 7-methylguanosine RNA capping. Bases 188 to 2575 code for a protein of 795 amino acids. Gene Ontology annotation, molecular function: RNA cap trimethylguanosine synthase activity. Lineage: Eukaryota; Metazoa; Chordata; Actinopteri; Anabantiformes; Osphronemidae.